AUGAUCAACAAUGUGAAAGGCAUAACCUCGAAGCACAUUACCUCGGUGGACCCCAGCACAUUACCCUGGUGGACCCCAGCACAUUACCUCGGUGGACCCCCAGCACAUUACCUCGGUGGACCCCCAGCACAUUACCUCGGUGGACCCCAGCACAUUACCCUGGUGGACCCCAGCACAUUACCUCGGUGGACCCCAGCACAUUACCUCGGUGGACCCCAGCACAUUACCUUGGUGGACCCCAGCACAUUACCUCGGUGGACCCCAGCACAUUACCUCGGUGGACCCCAGCACAUUACCCUGGUGGACCCCAGCACAUUACCUCGGUGGACCCCAGCACAUUACCUUGGUGGACCCCAGCACAUUACCUCGGUGGACCCCAGCACAUUACCUCGGUGGACCCCAGCACAUUACCCUGGUGGACCCCAGCACAUUACCUCGGUGGACCCCAGCACAUUACCUCGGUGGACCCCAGCACAUUACCCUGGUGGACCCCAGCACAUUACCUCGGUGGACCCCAGCACAUUACCUCGGUGGACCCCAGCACAUUACCUUGGUGGACCCCAGCACAUUACCUCGGUGGACCCCAGCACAUUACCUCGGUGGACCCCAGCACAUUACCCUGGUGGACCCCAGCACAUUACCUCGGUGGACCCCAGCACAUUACCUCGGUGGACCCCAGCACAUUACCCUGGUGGACCCCAGCACAUUACCUCGGUGGACCCCAGCACAUUACCUCGGUGGACCCCAGCACAUUACCCUGGUGGACCCCAGCACAUUACCUCGGUGGACCCCAGCACAUUACCUCGGUGGACCCCAGCACAUUACCUCGGUGGAUCCCAGCACAUUACCUCGGUGGACCCCAGCACAUUACCUCGGUGGACCCCAGCACAUUACCUCGGUGGACCCCAGCACAUUACCUCGGUGGACCCCAGCACAUUACCUCGGUGGACCCCAGCACAUUACCUCGGUGGACCCCAGCACAUUACCUCGGUGGACCCCAGCACAUUACCUCGGUGGACCCCAGCACAUUACCUCGGUGGACCCCAGCACAUUACCUCGGUGGACCCCAGCACAUUACCCUGGUGGACCCCAGCACAUUACCUUGGUGGAUCCCAGCACAUUACCCUGGUGAACCCCAGCACAUUACCUUGGUGGACCCCAGCACAUUACCCUGGUGGACCCCAGCACAUUACCUUGGUGGACCCCAGCACAUUACCUCGGUGGAUCCCAGCACAUUACCCUGGUGGACCCCAGCACAUUACCUUGGUGGAUCCCAGCACAUUACCCUGGUGGACCCCAGCACAUUACCUCGGUGGACCCCAGCACAUUACCCUGGUGGACCCCAGCACAUUACCUCGGUGGACCCCUGCACAUUACCUCGGUGGACCCCAGCACAUUACCUCGGUGGACCCCAGCACAUUACCUCGGUGGACCCCAGCACAUUACCCUGGUGGACCCCAGCACAUUACCUCGGUGGACCCCAGCACAUUACCUCGGUGGACCCCAGCACAUUACCUCGGUGGACCCCAGCACAUUACCUCGGUGGACCCCAGCACAUCACGGUAA
Messenger RNA from Procambarus clarkii (red swamp crayfish), 1566 nucleotides. Lineage: Eukaryota; Metazoa; Arthropoda; Malacostraca; Decapoda; Cambaridae. The record is from RefSeq and is a predicted model, not a curated record.